Onychostoma macrolepis is the source of this 3641-nucleotide messenger RNA. It is a transcript of the gene fhdc3, whose product is annotated as FH2 domain containing 3. Lineage: Eukaryota; Metazoa; Chordata; Actinopteri; Cypriniformes; Cyprinidae. The record is from RefSeq and is a predicted model, not a curated record. The transcript is spliced from 12 exons. Bases 254 to 2683 code for a protein of 809 amino acids.
UGGGGGCGUGGCCAUUCUCAUCCAUUAAAGUGCUCGUGCUGGGAGUUGAUGGUGUUUGACAUGUGGAUUGAAUGUUGACUUUCUCCAGCGAUGGACGUCAGUUGAUUAAGCGUUCAUCAGCAUUAACCUGAUAUUAUUUACUUACUGAUCCCUCCAGAUUUGUCCACUCUGUGUCCUCCAAUGGAUGGAGCUCCAGUUGUAACCACGGCGCCUCUACCUCCUCUGCCUCCUGACCCCUCUAGAUGCUUUCAAAAUGAGACCUCACCCUGCAAACGUAUUGCACAGCCCCCUCUCAUGGGCCCUCCACCUCCUCCUCCUCCUCCUCCCCUCCCCUCCGCCACCACCACCGCCACUGUCACUACCACCCCCACCUCCUUCAUCUAUGGGGGACCCCUUCACCCGGACUGUCCAGCGGCGCUCCAAAAUGCGCAACUUCAACUGGGAUGCCAUCCCCAGGCACAGCGUGUUGGGCAAGCGCAACGUGUGGACAGCCCAACGUAACCUCGAGAACUUUGAGCUGGACACUAAGCGAAUGGAGGAGCUUUUCAGCCACAACGAGCACCACGGUUUGGUCCGUAAGGGUGGGACUGUCAGGAAAAGUGUGUGGGGACUUUCACAAAUCACUACAGAAUCCGAGAAUAUAUCAAUUCUCAACUCUAAGAAAAGCAUGAAUAUUGGGAUUUUGCUAAAACAAUUUAAAAGGCCACCGAAGGACAUUGUGGAGGCUGUCAGGAACGGUAACCUGUGCUUUGCUUCUGGAAAACUGAGGGAGCUCAGCAAGCUGUUGCCUGAUGACAUAGAAAUUAAGAAGCUGGUGUCAUUCAAUGGAGAUCUAUCUCAGCUAAACGAGGCUGACCGUUUCAUGCUGACGCUGGUUCAAGUGUCGGGGUAUAAAGUGAGGUUAAAGAGCUUGCUCCUCAGAGAGGAGUUUUUUCCCUUUAUUGAGGAGAUCAAACACUCCAUUGCUGUCAUGACAACCGCUGCUAAUGAGUUGCUGGCAUGUGAUGACCUACAUUCAAUCAUCAGACUGGUGCUGAAGGCUGGUAACUACAUGAAUGCUGGUGGCUACGCAGGUAGUGCUAUUGGCUUCAGGAUGGCAUCAUUGCUCAAACUGGUGGACACUAAAGCAAAUAAACCUGGCAUGAACCUUAUGCACUAUGUGUCCAUGCAAGCUCAACAAAUUGAUGAAGCUUUGCUGCGUUUCGCUGAACAGCUUCAACACAUUGGGAUUGCUGCAAGGAUCCAAAAGCAAGAGGUGGAGGUGGACUUUCAAAGGGAGUUGGAGAAAAUUAGGGAAGCGAAGAUGGAUGCCAGUAAACAGCCUGAUCUACUACAUCAGAUGGAAGCAUUUCUUCGUAUGGCAGACAUUCGGCUAGCUGAUGUGGAGGCCUCCCUUCAGGAACUGGACAGCAUCAGUACUUCAGUGGCAGAGUACUUCUGUGAAGACCCAGCCACAUUUAAACUAGAGGAGUGUUGCUCUAUCUUUCAUUCCUUCUGUGAGAGGUUUGAGAGAGCUACACAGGAAAACCGUGAGCGUGAAGCAGCCGAGACUCGUAAGCGGCAGCAGAGAGAAAGAGAAAUGCUAACCAGAACGGCUAAGCGCCGAUCCACCGGCACAUGCUCCAAUCGGGAUGUGACCAAUGAAGCCUCCGCUCUGGAAUCUGUCCUGACCAGCUUUCUCAGCCAACGUCCUUCUCGCAGGAGGCCCGGUGGGUUCAUACCUGUCACAGACAGCCCCAUCAAGAACAUCUGCCCUCAGGUUGAGGAGCGUGAGGGCAGGGGGGAUCUGGACGGCCCUGUGGAAACAGAGGAGAAAUUGAAGAUCUCAAAGGUGGAAGAACCAGAUAACAUCUGCCAAAAGGAGGAGGUUCCACCCUGUACCGUUAAUGAUGUUCAGCGGGCACGAGCUGCUUCCAAAAGAGGCCAGUGCAUUGUUGAUGAACUGAUUCCUGAAAGCAAUGACCUCAAAGAAGGUGGGUCUAGCAACACCUCAGCUAAACAAGAGUUUGAAGAUGGAACGAUGAAUAAAGAAGUUGAGGAGAUUGGAGACAUGGAUAAAGGAGAAGCAAGAGAGAAGGAGGAUAACGAGAAAAUAGAAGAAGCAGACAAAAUGCCUGAGCUCUCUGGCAAGAUCCUCCGCUUUCAGGAUUGUGGCAUUGGCAGCCUGAACACAACUGCUACACCUGAUCGUUCCCGAGGUCAUGCCGUGUGCACCUCCACUCCUCGACAGAGGGAUAUAAAAGAGGUAGAUCUGGCCUUGCAGAAUGGACUGGAAGGUCUAGGCUCACCGUGGACCAUCCUCAGCCCUCGUGUUUCUCCCCGUAACACACCCCACCGCAGACACUCCUACUCCUUCUCCAGGGUGGACAUCCUUGAUGAUGGAGUUUGGGCGUUACCUGACACUCCUGUACGUGACAAGCCCUCAUUCUCCCAUUAUGCAGGAGUGGGGACUUCAUCCUCAUUACCAGACUGUCCCUCAAAGCGAAUUCCAGCACAGGGGACAGUUAUAAGGUCUGCAUCACUUAGUGAUGAAAAAGAGUCGGCACCUAACUUCAAACUAGGACAUAUCUUUCAGAGACGCACUGGACAGGAACUUCCUCCAGAUAAGAGACCGGAAAACUCAGGACUUGUAUCUUUCUUUCGACGCUUCGGGGAAAGAAACAGGGCAGGAACUGUUGGUUAAGAUGACAUGGCUUGUCCUACAAGGAUUUUACUUUGCCAUAAAGGAUAUGAUGAAUGUAGACAAAUGGGAACUUGUCUUACAACACUCUUGAUUUCUUUUGUGUUCUUAUGCAAAUAUUGUGAUAAUACUUGCUGAUGCUAACGUCUUGAUAUUUUAUUAGUUUUUAGUUCAGCAUUAUUAUUUCUAACUAGCUGCUUUUAUUGGUUCACAACAGGGACCGAAAUGUUUUAUUGUUCUUUGUCUUUUAAAGUCUGUCUUAUUUUUAUGUAAUAAACUGUGGAUCCCACCUUUUGAAGCAUGUUAUGCGUGUACAGUACAAUAUUGGUCCCAAAAAAUUAGACACUGAAGCCACAUUUUAGGCAUUGUUGUGUUCUAGAGACAACGGUGAGGGUGUUUUUCAACAAAGGAGUGCUUAAGGCAGCAGUUCUCGACAAGAGGGCAGUGACGGAGAAAGCAGUAAGUUUCCACUGUAGCAUGAGGGACUGCUAGUCUGGCCAACCUAAAGAUUAUAUGGCUGCCUGUACAGAGUGGUGCUGAUGUCUCUAUUCAGUCAUGUAUCUGUAUCUUUGUGUGUGUGUGUCUGUGUUUCCCUUCUACAUUAUUUCUGCUGCAGUCUGAACGUAACAGACUCUUUCUCUUUCUCUGCUGUUGUUCAUCAAGAUAAAAGUAGAAAUGAGGAGAAUUUGCCAUGUUGUCUAGGAGAUGGUGUAUGUUUACAGUACAUGAUCUCACUUGGCUGGUGUUUCAGUGAAAUAAUACCCCCUGGAAAAAGCUGUAGAGCACAGACUCUUCUUUCAUACAGGCCACAGCGCUCUCGCAAUGAAUGCUGAUUUUUGUUCUUAGAACUUUUACCAAGUUCUAUUGAUGUAACAUUUAUUUUUAGACUGUUUAAGAACUUAUUUCCAUAAGUACGGUAAAUAUAAUCUAAUCCUAUUUUCGUUUGUUCCAUUAGUGUACC